Messenger RNA from Striga hermonthica, 488 nucleotides. Lineage: Eukaryota; Viridiplantae; Streptophyta; Magnoliopsida; Lamiales; Orobanchaceae. The record is from the annotation of a GenBank genome assembly.
CCCACACGAGAUAGAGCCGAAGACUCUUUAUUGCGGGUUUAUUCGGUACCGCGAUAUCGUCGAGCCGUACUUUCCAGUGUUGUUUCUGCGGCAGUUGGGGUAUGUCCAGACUGUCCCUCCCCCUAUGUUCACGCCAAUCGAAACCAACCGUAUUUGGGAGUCGAGGCUCUACAAGGUUGAGCAUUCUGAUGUCACUGCAGUAUCUAUGUGGAACCAGUUCCCGGUAUCGCAUACCAUCAACUCCAGUAUGUAUCAGGUUAGCACAAAUGAUCGAACAGAGACGACUGCGGAGUACAUGGAGUGGUACCGUCGGGUUUCCAAUCCUACUUUUUUGGGCGAGAAUCUGCUGGACCAUAACGAGGUCCCUACGCGUGCCAACAGCGACUAUGUAAGUCUCAUGCUAAAUUGUAGUUGUUAUUUGAUUACAAUAAUUUUAUUUUUUUAUGAAUAUUCAUCAUAUCUUUUUUUCCUUCCAUUUUUUGUAGUCG